ACUUCAUCCUCUUUAUCUCUCUGAAUUAGUUAAAUAAUGAACGUACUGUUAAUUUUCCUGUUCGCUGCUUUUCCUUUUACCCUGGCACAGCAUCAUGUCAAGUGUCCGACUGAGACGAUCCAGGCAGAAGAAGGUGAUGAUGUUACACUUAGGUUUGAUCUGGAUCCCCGGGUCAACCUGGUGAAUUAUACACUGGAUAUCAAGAGAGAUAACAAGAUCAUCCACGUCUAUCGACAUGGAAAGGACCUCACUGAUCCACAGACGGAGCGAUACAGAGACAGAACAACUCUCAUCCAUGAAGACCUGAGCAGAGGAAUCAUGACACUGCAGAUCUCCUCAGUUCAGCUGAAGGACAGUGGACCGUACCGAUGUUUUGUCCCAGGGCUGAGAGCUGGUUGUACCACUGUCCUUAAUGUUGUGAAAAAAGUCCAACACAACAAGACGAGGACAGAUGAUGUCAUGACCACCACCUCGCCACCAAACCCUGAUGCUCAGACGGUGAAUGUCGGUGCUGUUGUUGGUGGAGUUCUUGGUGCUGUUGUUCUAAUUAUUAUUAUCAUCGUCCUGGUGAAACGAGGAAUCAUCAGAGGAGUGUGGAGAAGCUGUGAGGAAGAAGGAACAGGAACCAGAGAUGGAAGCAAACUGACCUCAAAUGGAGUAUUGAUCAUCCAAGCAGCAGAAAACCGCUCAUGAAACAUCAUCACAGUGUGAACAUUGAACUAACCAGAGGCUGUAUGUAAAAGGCUAAAGACUAAAAGACUAAAAUGAAUCACUGAAUUUACAAAACCCAUUCAACAUUGCAGGCGAUGUUGUUAAUCUUUUAUUAUUUUAACCCACUGAGGAACAAUCCACAAAUAUUUGACAUGAUCCAAAAACGUCUCACUAUCCACAAACAUGUAGUUUUGAUGAUAUGAAAUGAUACUAAACUACAUGUUUAGUGAUAUUUAUGGAAUUGUGGAUCAAGGUUUUGCACAGUUAUGGUUUGCUUCCUGUUGGUUUGUCUGGUGACAUUUGUGACCUCCCUCCUAUUUGCAUAUUUUAUUCUGUUAUUACAGCAGCUGAUCAAUAGGAAAUAAAGUUACCAGCUAAACCAGCAGGUGGCGACUUUCCCUGACAUGAGCUUGAACUAGUAUCUGCAGUAAAGUAAAAAGUGAUUUUUUUUAUGAGAGAUCAUGUUUGGCACUGAUAUGCACCUA
This is a messenger RNA of Seriola dumerili (greater amberjack), 1196 nucleotides long. RefSeq names its product butyrophilin subfamily 2 member A1-like. Bases 37 to 693 code for a protein of 218 amino acids. The transcript has 5 exons. The record is from RefSeq and is a predicted model, not a curated record. Lineage: Eukaryota; Metazoa; Chordata; Actinopteri; Carangiformes; Carangidae.